AUGUUCAAGUUGGCUAAGAGUAGAAAUAAGAGUACGAAAGAUUUAAUACACAUACGGCAGAUGAAGGACGAAAGUGGAAGUGUGUUGAUAAGAUGGAAGCAGCAUUUUCAAAAGCUGCUAAAUGAAGAAAAUGAUAGAUAUUUGAGAGGAGAUGGAGAGCCGAAUGAUCAAGAAGUAGCUGAAAUAACUAGAGAAGAGGUGAAUGCUGCACUAAAGAAGAUAAAGAAUGGAAAAGCUAUGGGACCCGAUGAUAUACCAGUGGAAACACUAAAGAAGGACCGGCAAAGAUGUCAAGUUUUGGCAAGAUUAGAAAUAAGAGUAACGAAAGAUUUAAUACACAUAACGGCAGAUGGGCCGAAAGUGAAGUGUGUGGAUAAGAUGAAGCAGCAUUUUCAAAAGCUGCUAAAUGAAGAAAAUGAUAGAUAUUUGAGAGGAGAUGGAGAGCCGAAUGAUCAAGAAGUAGCUGAAAUAACUAGAGAAGAGGUGAAUGCUGCACUAAAGAAGAUAAAGAAUGGAAAAGCUAUGGGACCCGAUGAUAUACCAGUGGAAAUAUCCACUGCCCUCUGCCGACAGUUCACCGCAACCCUGGUUAUGGGAGCUAUAGGGUGCUAUCCUUUGUUCAAGGGGAACCCCUAG
This is a messenger RNA of Penaeus monodon (black tiger shrimp), 636 nucleotides long. RefSeq lists its product as uncharacterized. Lineage: Eukaryota; Metazoa; Arthropoda; Malacostraca; Decapoda; Penaeidae. The coding region runs from base 1 to 636 and encodes 211 amino acids. The record is from RefSeq and is a predicted model, not a curated record. The transcript is spliced from 3 exons.